AUGCAAGAAAUUGUGGUGACUUUUAGUGAUUGGCAAUUUUUUAUGAGAGAAUCUAUGAAUACUGAAGCGAUGCAUGUUCUGGUUAAGUACGAUGGUGAUAAACAAAUAUCACUUUUAAUACCUCUAAGUUCUAUAUUUGGAUUCUGUAAAGAUGUCGAUACAGUAUUUAGAGGUGUUAAACAUACUUUACAACUCGAUAGGGCUGCCACAGCUAACUACAUUUUAAAAGAUAGUAAUAUUGAUGACGGAAAAUUUAAAAUAUCACAUGUUUCAAUGUGGAUGCCUAAAGUAACUCCAUCAUUAGAAGUAGCUAGCCAGUUAGAGGCCAAACUUAUGGAUUCUGUUCAAUUAAUAGACUAUGACAGAAUUAAAGAAAGCUUUUUUGUUUUUCAAAAUAUGAACUAUUUAGGCACUGACGACACAGACCAUAUGGUAAAAAUCGUAAAUGAAGCAAUACAUGGAUACGCGAAGUAUUGGAUAGAUCUGUAUGUAAGAUGUCUUAAACACAACGAUAAUGUGUAUGUUUCCUUGAUGAAUAGUGAAGUUAUGAGAAAGCUAGAAACUGCUUUCCCGGAGAUAAACACAGAUGAUAUCCCUAAAAUACCCAGAAUAUCAUUUCUCAAUGUGCCUAUUAAAAAGACUAAACGAAAAAGAACUAGCAGUGGAAGUCAGGAAUCAGAAAUUAUUAAGGAGUUACAUGAGAAGUGGCAACCAGCAACUCAUGGUUUAAUCAGGACUCUGUCUGAUCUAAGUGUGCAACCGAAAACAUUAGAUGAUUGCAAAACGAGAAUAGAUGAAUGUGAACAAAGGAUGCAAACAAAUGAUAGGUUCAUUUUAUACAACGCCUUCCGUUACGGCCGUUAUUUGUAUGAGGUCAAAGCUGUAUUCGCUCUCGAAAAGAAGUACGGUUCAGGAAACUUCAACGAGAGGAUAAAUUCCAAUUGCCAUGUGAAGAAGAGUCGUGCACACGAGUACAUCAACUUUUAUGACAACUUCGAGAAAUAUCCCAAGCAGUUGGUAAUCAUGGGUUUAUUCAUGUUGGCAUUCUAUCGGUUAACAAAGUCAAGAGAAUAUUAUCGCAAUCAGUUAAAUGGUAAUGAUCGAGAAGACACUAUGUCGGAUAUAGUUUUUUCUAAGUCUGCUAUCGAAGAAAACCAUGCAGUAGAAAUAAGAAGUUGCUUGAAUAGAGAAGAGCCAGUAAGGAAGGUCUUAGAUACUUUUUUCUUAUACGUUUGGACUCUCAAAGUGCGUUUUAAUGUAUUUUACGUCAAGUACGAUAUAGCGUUAGUUGCUACUAUCGACGAAGAUUCUAGCUACUUGGGUUUAUUGGCCCUUAUACAUUACGAUUAUACGCGUAUUUCUAGUAGUAUUUUAUUUUCAUGUUAUUGGAAUAACUAA
Trichoplax adhaerens is the source of this 1398-nucleotide messenger RNA. RefSeq lists its product as uncharacterized. The transcript has 6 exons. Gene Ontology annotation, cellular component: cytoplasm. The coding region runs from base 1 to 1398 and encodes 465 amino acids. The record is from RefSeq and is a predicted model, not a curated record. Gene Ontology annotation, molecular function: calcium ion binding. NCBI's taxonomy places the organism in Eukaryota, Metazoa, Placozoa, Uniplacotomia, Trichoplacea, Trichoplacidae.